AAGGAAAUAAAUGACAAUAACAAAGCCACAUACUUCGAUCUGUUCAAGUCGAAGACGUUAAUUGUCAGAAGUUUAGCGAGUAUUUGCAUUUGGAUUGUCAACGGAGUCUGCUUUUUUGGCAUCAACCAAUACUGCACUUUUUUGGGGUCGAGUGUUUAUCUUUCUGUUGUUGUGAUGGGACUCGUUCAGAUACCAGCCUGUUUGGUUGCUACAUGGCUGAGCAGAGUUUUCGGUAGAAAACUGUCUAUGAUAAGUAAUUUCAUCAUCUUGGGCCUGACCAUGUUCGUGUUAAUUUUUACACCGAGAAAUCAUUGGACUGCUUUGACUUUCGGUAUCAUCGGACUUUGGGCAGUUAAUGUUACAUUCAACAUUGUAUACGUGUGGGUCUCAGAAUUGUUUCCUACUCCGUUAAGGAACAUGGCUUAUGGUAUGGGUUCUUGUGGAGCAAAGGCCGGAGCCAUGACUGCGCCUUUUAUAGCCAAUCUUGGGCCUCAUUGGAUGCCAUCUUUAAUAUUCUCAACAAUGUCUUUAUUAGGUGUAAUCAGUUGUUUAGUUUUGCCAGAGACAAAAGGGAAGAAAUUAGAAGACAACUUAGAUCAUACGAAAUAAUUAAAAUGCAAUAGUAAAAUUUUGUAAUAUUUACUAAAGACCUAAUUGUAAGAUUUUGAACGCAAAUUAAGAUAGACCAGAUGAACCUGAAAUCACGCUGACGGUACAAGAGAAUUCAGACCCUGAUGUUUGUCGCUGGUGGCAACAUUUAGCACAACGUCACUAAUUUUUUUUACUGCAAUUUAGUAACUCAAAUAAUCUGGUACUCGCAAAAAUACUUUACAAAUGAAUAAGGUAAGUACUUUUAGGUACCUUUUUCCUUAAAUUCAAUAACGAGAUUUUUAUCCUUAUUGAGCAUUUUUUGCCUUAGUAAUCCGUGACUUGUAUUAUUUACAAGAAUUUUACGACAAAAAAACAUGUCAGUAUAUUGAAUAGUAAUAUUAGAUCCGGGUACAACUUCAUUUGAAAUACGCAUAAAAGACCAAAAAACAAAUUUCAGGCGGCUGUGUUAAACAAAAUUACCGUUUCCCGGCUCCGUCAAACAGUAAAUAAGACACACCCUUUGCCAGUAC
Leguminivora glycinivorella is the source of this 1121-nucleotide messenger RNA. Its product is annotated as solute carrier family 22 member 12-like. The record is from RefSeq and is a predicted model, not a curated record. Gene Ontology annotation, biological process: transmembrane transport. Bases 175 to 609 code for a protein of 144 amino acids. Gene Ontology annotation, molecular function: transmembrane transporter activity. Lineage: Eukaryota; Metazoa; Arthropoda; Insecta; Lepidoptera; Tortricidae. The transcript has 2 exons.